Sphaeramia orbicularis (orbiculate cardinalfish) is the source of this 2335-nucleotide messenger RNA. It is a transcript of the gene wnt11, whose product is annotated as wingless-type MMTV integration site family, member 11. Bases 359 to 1474 code for a protein of 371 amino acids. Gene Ontology annotation, biological process: neuron differentiation; multicellular organism development; cell fate commitment. The transcript is spliced from 6 exons. Gene Ontology annotation, molecular function: cytokine activity; frizzled binding. The record is from RefSeq and is a predicted model, not a curated record. NCBI's taxonomy places the organism in Eukaryota, Metazoa, Chordata, Actinopteri, Kurtiformes, Apogonidae. Gene Ontology annotation, cellular component: extracellular region.
CUCAGCCUCAUUCAGUCCGCCUCGCACCAGCCUCCCGCAUCCGCGCACUCCCUUCCCCAGUCCGCGCCCUGAUCCGCGCACCAUGCGUACCUGCCCGGAGCCGCUCCACCGAACCCCCGUGCUGGAUUUUACCGACGCGUCAGGCUGAUACCGAGCCGGGAAAGGGAUACCGAGACCUGCCGACACUCACACUGUCUACUUUUUUUGUUGGUUUCAUCCUUCAGUUCUUUUGUUUGAAAGCUGACGGCUGCGCUAAAGGUUUAUUAGAGGAGUGGGCCGUGCAAUGAGAGCCGACUUCUAACUCUGACCCGUACAAGCCUCGACCGCCCUUUUUUUUUUUUUUUUUUUUUUUUCUUUUAUGUUUGUUUCCUGCGUGAACUGGAGCCACUUUCCAACCAUGAGGAGAAGCAGCUCUCAUGUGGUUGUUGUCGGUGUGUUCGCUGCCCUGCUGCUGUCUCAGGUCUGCUCCGGCAUCAAAUGGCUAGCGCUAUCACAUGUUUCUCCAUCUCUACACAUCAACCAGACUCAACACUGUAAACUGCUGCCCGGCCUGGUGUCGUCCCAAGCCCAGCUGUGCCGCAGUAACCUGGAGCUCAUGCAAACCAUUAUCCAAGCUGCCCGUGAAGUCAAGAAAACAUGUCAGAAGACCUUCGGCGAUAUGAGGUGGAACUGCUCCUCCAUCGACAUUCCCAUCGACGCUCCCAAGUACCGGCCAGACCUCGACCGAGGGACCAGGGAGUCGGCGUUCGUCUACGCCCUGUCUGCGGCCACCAUCAGCCACACCAUCGCCCGGGCCUGUACCUCCGGAGAUCUGCGCCUGUGCUCCUGCGGUCCCAUUCCCGCCGAGAUCCCCGAACCCGGGUACCGAUGGGGGGGCUGCGCUGACAACCUGCACUACGGCCUGGUCAUGGGGUCCAAGUUCUCCGACGCCGCCAUGAAGAUGAAACGGCCGGGGUCGCACGCCAACAAACUGAUGCACCUACACAACAGCGAAGUCGGCCGACUGGUGUUGAAAGAGGCUCUAGUGAUGAAGUGUAAAUGCCACGGCGUGUCCGGCUCCUGCUCCAUAAGGACCUGCUGGCGAGGCCUUCAGGACCUGAGGGAAAUCGCCAUGGACCUGAAGACCAAGUACCUGUCGGCCACCAAAGUGGUCCACCGGCCGAUGGGGACGCGCAAACAACUGGUGCCCAAAGACAUCGACAUCCGGCCGGUGAGAGAGAACGAGCUGGUUUACCUGCAGAGUUCUCCAGACUUCUGCACCAAGAACGACAAACAAGGAUCUGUGGGAACCCAGGACAGGCAGUGCAACAAAACGUCGGUGGGUAGUGACAGCUGUGACCUGAUGUGCUGUGGCCGUGGAUACAACCCGUACACGGAGAAGCUGGUGGAGCGCUGCCACUGCAAGUACCACUGGUGCUGCUACGUCACCUGCAAGAAGUGUGAGCGCAUCGUGGAGCGAUACGUCUGCAAAUGAGCGGGAACCUCCGCCCGCCGCCCGUCUGCUCGUACCCGGCCACGCCAGGCCAGGCCAGGCCAUGCCAUGCCAGGCCAGGCCAGGCCAGGCCAGGCCACAGAUUAACCCAAGCACUCCAGUACCAACAAGGCUUACCGUGUCUUAAGCUUCAGCAUGUGUAUUUCAACAAGAAGCGGCCUGUUCUUGUGUCAGUAUAAGUUUUGUAUCCAUCUCCGAACUCUCAACUGGGUUUUUUUUUGUUAAAGCUUCUUCUGCUUCACAAACCGGGACAUGGAGCGUGGCGACAGAGUCGGUUUACGUGAAGACCGCCGUCCUCCUGGGUAUUUUCCUUUUCUUGUACGAAUAAUAAACCUCCCCCAAAUGGGACAAUGAAAGUCUAUUUUAUUAUAUCUCUAAUAAAGCAAAUGUUAUUGGAUUUGAUGGCGGAGGAGAGGGACUGUCUUGACUCUCCGAGGGUUCGGAGGAUCCACGUGGUUCUGCGUCAGAGGUACUGCAGAUCGUUUUCCUCUGCGCAAACGGACAAUAGAGGACAAACAGAACACAAAGGGAAUUUUUAUGUACUUUUUCAAUCACGGAGCUUUUUGUUGUUGUUGGUUUUUUUUUGUGGUUGACGCUUCGCCCUGCACAGAUCUUCUUGUUCUGGGCCAGACCUGCACCCUGUGGAUUAUGAGAAGAGAAAUGAGGACUUUUCAGAUUGAUGCUGCAUUAUCUCCUUUAUGUCUGACUUCCAGGCAGUUCAAAGUAUAUUCUAUUUUUCAGAGCAUAAGAGCUGAACUCAUGGAUUUUGUAAACCACUUCUGUGUGGAUGUACAUACUGUUAUUUUGUAUACUGAAAUAAAGAAAGAAGUAUUUAUAAAAUAA